Molecule: messenger RNA, 4541 nt
Organism: Mugil cephalus (flathead mullet)
Lineage: Eukaryota; Metazoa; Chordata; Actinopteri; Mugiliformes; Mugilidae
Gene: synpo2lb
Product: synaptopodin 2-like b
Exons: 5
Coding region: 155-3763 (1202 amino acids)
Biological process (GO): positive regulation of actin filament bundle assembly
Cellular component (GO): actin cytoskeleton; Z disc; nucleus
Molecular function (GO): actin binding
Source: RefSeq, a predicted model, not a curated record
CACCCUCUGUCUCCUCACGGGUGGAGGGAUUUUGUAGCCGCUGAGAGCAGCGAGAGACGCUCAUUGAUACUCGGCAUAGGCACCGCCAGACACGCAAACAGCACACACGCACGCACGCACAAACCGUGCCGCAGGCUGAGAGGCAGGAGCAGGGAUGGUGGCGGAGGAGAUUGUGGUCUCCCUCUCCGGAGGAGCUCCGUGGGGUUUCAGGCUGCAGGGAGGAGCUGAGGAGCAAAAACCUCUACAGGUGGCCAAGGUGCGUAAACGCAGCAAAGCCUGCCGAGCCGGACUCAAGGAGCACGAUGAACUUGUUGCCAUCGGCGACCACAUGUGUGCAGAGCUCAGUCACGCUCAGGCCAUGAGUAUUUUAGACAUGCAGAGCGCCACGCUCAACCUGAGAGUUAAAAGGGCGCCGUGUGGGCUCCACUCCUCAUCCUUCUCUGGUCGCUCCUCCUUGAGCGGUGGCCUCCUCUCGCCCACGGAGAUACCCUGUGGCGUUACAUCCCCUCCAGACAGUGAGGCUUACUACGGAGAAACAGACAGCGACGCCGACACGCAUUCACGCACGCACCGCCGCCAGCGCCGCACGCCUCCUCACGCACGCUCGCCCUUGCGCUACGACAACCAGGAGGAGGAGGAGGAGACCUCGGAGAUGAGUGGGUAUGAGAGUGCUACAGAUCCAGGAGUCAGCGUUCAGGGGCACUGGGACGGCCAGUGUCUCGUCGGCGUCCCCCGCAGGGAGCUCAUCUACCAGCCCGCCCAGACGGACUGGACCACUCCAGCACAUACGCCGCACACCCUGACCCCUCACUCACUCACCCCGACCCCCGACCAGGGGCUUUUGGAAGCGGAGGGGGAAGAGGACAGCGGCUUCCAGGAGGCGGGGGGCUGCGUCGGGCUUACCUGCCCGCCGCUGGUGUCUCCGGAGCGGGCGAAAGAGGCUCUGAUGUUGGGCUCUGGUAAACAUCUGGUGCCCAUGGUGGGGCCACAGCAGAGUCCUGUGAGCGAGGAGCUCUCCACCACCUACAUGGAUAAAGCACGGCAAGCCAAGUUGCACCGUGGGGAGAGUCUGGUGGAGAAGCAGGUGAAGGAAGCUCGCACUAAAUGCCGCUCCAUCGCGUCCCUGCUGACUGACGCUCCCAACCCCAACUCCAAAGGGGUGCUUAUGUUCAAGAAACGCCGGCAGAGGGCCAAGAAGUACACGCUCACCUGCUUCGGCAAGGUUGAGGGGGACAGAGGUGGGGACACGGAAGGGGAGACGGGGGGAGAAACAGAGGAGGAAGGAGGUAGCUCUGUCCUAAGUGGCUCGGAAGUGGAUGAAGAGGGAUUCUCUGCAUCUUUUGACCCCACGUGGGAUACUGGUUAUCUAGACGUGCUGGACAGGAGAAGCUCCGCCUGCCCGUCAACUACUCCAACGACGCCAACAGCCAACCAGGGUGCAGAGCUGGACAUCUCAGGACUUGUGACGUCUGUCAACCACAGCCCAGGGUUCGAGGUGUCAGGGCUGGAGGGCUCAGCCUAUCAGGGCUCACGGCUGGAGGGCGGCUUCACCAAGCAGCCAGUGGGUAGUAACCACAUGUCUCCUCCGGCUGUUUCCCUGACCAACGGGGGCACGGUCGCCGUCAGCCGGGCGAGCGUCGUCCUCAGCCCGCCCUCUCAGACCCCGGUUCGAAGUCAAAAUGGGCAACACGGCAACCCCAACCCUCCUCCCGGCUACGACCUCAGCCCCAGCCCCGUCACAGACUCGCACACCAACUCAAACGCCAGCUUCGGGGUCCUGAACCGCACCGCGCGCCCCUUCACCCCCGGCCCUUCCGCCUCCCGCGCGACCGUGACCUCCGUGAUGUUCCGCCCUCCCCAGCCCAGGCCCGUCACCGUGGCGACCAAACCGGUGGCAGCCGUCUCCAUGGUGACCAUCUCGCCCGCUCAACACUCAUCGGGGCCGGACGCGAGGAGAGCGGUGUCCAGCACCUCUCUGUACAUCCCUCCGAGGAACAGCAACGGCAACGGCAACGGCAACACCCCGUCCUCCAUCCACUCUCCCCCCUCAGCUCUCUCGCCUCCCUCCUCUCUGUCUUCUGCGCCUUUCACUCACCCCCCCGCGAGUCCGCACAUGUUUUCUCCUCAACCUGGUGUCCACGCACCCCCCUCCACCCCGUUGUCUCCUCCAGCUGCUCAGGCCUCCCUGGUAUACCCAUCACCUGCUCAACAGUUCUCUCCUCCAGCUCCACCUCCACCUCCACCGCCGUACCUGUCUCCUCCUGCUCCUGCUUAUCCGCCCCCCUCCACCUGCAUUUCAGCUCCUGCCGUUGCCCCACCACAUCCACCUGAUUUCACUCAGGCAUCCUUCCCCGGCCACCCAACCGCUCCUGCGCCUUUUGCCAACCAGCCUUCUCCAUCUCCAUCAGUCCACCCCCACAUCAACAUCCCAGGUGCGGUGCCUCCUAGCCCCUACACAUCCUCCGUGACCGCGCCCCCUCAGGCUCCGGGCACCGAUUCACUGGUGACACGCGAGCAACGGAUCUCUGUCCCGGCCGCUCGCACCGGCAUCCUGCACGAUGCUCGCCGUCGCAGCAGCAAGAAGCCCAUGUUCUGUUCAGUCCAGAACAAAGACGUUUCUCCCAACCCGCACUUGCUGUCGAUGGUCCAGAACAUGGACGACCACUUUGGGAAAAACCCGGCUGCUGAUUCUGCGGUUGCACCCGGCGGGGAGGCGGGCCACGAGUCGGGGCCCGAAGAGGACUGGCUGAGGCUGGGGGCGGAGGCCUGCAACUUCAUGCAGGCUCAGAGGGGACCCAGGCCACCUCCUGUAGCGCCCAAACCACAAACCCCUCAAGUGCCACAGCUGGCGGGGAAGGGAGGUGAGCUGUUUGCCCGCAGGCAGAACAGGAUGGACCGGUACGUGGUGGAACGAGCUCCCUCUGUUGCAGGAGCGCCGUACUCUCCGGCCCAGACGAGGGAGCCCUCACCCACACCUUCGCUCCCAGCCACUUGGAAGUACUCGUCCAACAUCCGCGCUCCACCGCCCAUCAGCUACAACCCCCUCCUCUCGCCCUCCUGCCCUCCCAAAGCCCAGAAGAAACCUGAGGCGACAAAGUCUUGGAAGCCUGGAUCUAAAACGCAGAAAGCAGGCGUCAAGCCUGUGGACAUUAUGAGCCAUCAGCCCUACCAGCUCAACUCGUCUCUGUUCAGCUACGGCGGCGGGGUUCCCCAGGACAGCGCCACCUUCCAGCAACAGAGAGGAAUGACAGGCGGUCCUGAGAAGACGGCACGAGUAUAUGAGGUCAAGCGCUUCUCCACGCCCCCUCCGAUGGCGACGGGGCCGGCCCUCAAAGUGAUCGUGCCCCGAUCAGCUACGACCCUCGGGGAACCGAUGUGGCGCUCCGACGUCACGUCUCCUCCGCCCGCCUCUGAGCGCCAUCAGCCCGCGCCCCAGCCUUACCAGCCUCAGUGGGCCACCUCCCCUCUGUCUCCCACAAUGCCUCCUGCCCCUACUGCCCCACUCCCUCAGCUGCCCUCAUUUUCCUCUGCUCCAAACACAGUCCAGAUCCCUACUUUCUCUCACCUCCAGCCGUCCAACGCCACACAGGCCAACAGGCAGUGUAAGAGCAGCCCAGAUCUAAGUCCCCUUGGCCCCGCUGGUGCUUCUAAGAUGGCGGCGUCCAGCGGCGCUCAGCCCAACAAGGUCCCCAGGCCGCGGUUCAGCACUUCAAACCUGGGUCUGCAGCCGAGCGUGUGGCGUCCUGGCUCCACCGCGCACUGAAUGCAUCAUUGGACAUAAUGAUAAUAAUUAAAGAAAACCUAGAGCAACACUUUUUAACCCAGUCGGAGGCAUUUUUAGCACUGUAAUAUUGUCAAUCAGCUCUGUACUUAGUGGUUUUAAUCACAAAAUCUGUAACAUGUAGCGUGUUUUAUCUUUUAAUGCAAUUGACUCACGAAGGAAUGCAUUUGGUUGUACACUACGUUUUUGAAAAGGGAAAGGUUGAGGAAAUAGAAAAUCAACUAAAGGGAAGAAAGAGAUGUUGGAAAAAAUAAAGUGCUGUAAAUAUUGUAUUGAAUCACGAAGAAUUAAGUUUAAACAUGAAAAAAAGAACAGAGGAUGUGUAAAGAAAAGACUGUUGGUAGAAAGAUGAAGCGGGAGGAUGAAAAAAAAGGAUGAAAAGGAAGCACUGAUUAAGCGGAAACUAUGUCUGAUGUGUGUAAAAGAUCUAGAGUUGACUUUAUAGUCCAUAUACAUCCUGCAAUACCCGUAGCCACCUCACAGCACCGCAUUAGAAACGCUGUUUUUCUAACAGUAAGUAGCUCCUGUUACUCCCUCUGUUACCUUAGUUUGUGUUUGAGGAUUGAUGAGUGUCUUUUUGUAGGUUUACUCUGCAGCAGCGUGUGUUUCCUGUAGUUUUUUUCCACAGUGUCGACGAGCCCUUUACGGUAGAUUUUAUUUCUCAUCUGUUCAUAUGAAACAAGAGAGGUAUAACAUGCCUGUUUAGCUGCGAUUCUUUUCCACAGAGACAUGCGGCCGAAUAAAAAUAGACGUGACUCAC